AACAGAUAGGAGGUCCCGUACCCGACUUUAACCCUCCUCCUCCUGCGACGACCACCACACAAGGAAAUGCGACACCGUCUUCGCACCUUUAUGCAAACGAUUGUGCUGGCUGACGGCUCUUCUAUUCGGACACCUACUUUCUUGAGUAAGAAUCAACCGCGGGUGCUUUUAGUGAAGACGGACCCUCGGGCCCAGCAAAUAGCGGCGGAACAGCGGAGUAGGGAGGGGGAGCAGGCCCGAAGGACACAGCCAGCACCGCAAGAAAAACAGGAAUAAGACGGGUGUGUGACGUACGGAGAAAGUGUGCGUGGGAAAAUGUAGGGGAAAGACGCAUAGACGAGCGAAAGGCCUGACAUGCCCUUUGGUUUCUCUGCUAUAACUUUGCAGAAAAAAGAAAGAAAGGAAGGCCUGUGGGCGUUCUUCGUGGCGUAAGCACACCUGGGAAGUGAUGGCUGUUUACAAACAGCGAUGCCUUUCCUGCGCCCUCUUCAUCCUCCUUCACAUUUCGUCCUUCUCGGCCCAAAUCCUCCCAUCCCAUCCCUCCCUCCGAAUCCAUCGCUUUCCUUCCUCCUCCUCCU
Molecule: messenger RNA, 578 nt
Organism: Nannochloropsis gaditana CCMP526
Exons: 2
Coding region: 67-276 (69 amino acids)
Source: RefSeq, a predicted model, not a curated record